AUGUGUCAUAAGGAAUUUGCUUCUUUAAAUAAAAGAAUGGAAGUGCCACAGUCCACUAUGAGAUCUGAAGAUUGUACGUGUGGGACCAAUUCUUCAGAAUGGUUACCAGAUGUAAAAAAACAAUUUCCAUCUUACAUCUACAGCAACCCUUUUGCGGAAGUGUCAAAGAAUGAUCGAAAUGAAGAAAUCCAGCAUUGCAGUGUGUGCAUGAAGGGUUUUUACAAUCCUCAUGACUUGCAGGAACAUGAACGAACUCACAUGGGGGGCACACUUAGCACGAAUGGUGACAGGGUUGCUGGUGAUAUUGGACACCAUACUUCAUCAUCUCCGAACUGUGAGAUGUUAAGAGGUGGCAGUGCAGCUGGGGGGAUAUGCCCACACAUAACAGACUGUGAAAACAACAGUGGUGAUGAAGGCAGGUCUCACAGUGACUUAUGUUUGCAUAGCAAUGCGACAGAUAAAGGUGGUGGAACCAGUGCCUCAUCUCUUCGUAUCGGUCGUAACAAUGGUAAAAGGUUAUCCGAAGCUUCUUCAACAACAGCAACGUAUCCCUGCGAUUUAUGUGGUGAAAAGUUUAAUUUGCGUGGCAACAUGGUAAAGCACAAAAAGAUGCAUGAAGGUCAGCGACCUUUUGCUUGCCCUGUUUGUGGUAAGGAAUUUAGCCUGCGCGGAAAUAUGAAGAAGCAUCAAGCAAUUCAUGAAGGGACAAAGCCAUUUAACUGUGACAUUUGUGGCCGGCAGUUUAGUCUUCGUGGUAACCUGCAACAACACCAAGUUGUUCACACUGGGGCAAAACCCUUCAACUGUUCUAUUUGUGGCAGACAGUUCUCUUUACGAGGAAACAUGGAAAAACACAAACGGAUUCACAACUACUGA
This is a messenger RNA of Acanthosepion pharaonis, 876 nucleotides long. NCBI's taxonomy places the organism in Eukaryota, Metazoa, Mollusca, Cephalopoda, Sepiida, Sepiidae. The record is from the annotation of a GenBank genome assembly.